Messenger RNA from Lactuca virosa, 834 nucleotides. The record is from the annotation of a GenBank genome assembly. Lineage: Eukaryota; Viridiplantae; Streptophyta; Magnoliopsida; Asterales; Asteraceae.
AUGCAAACUUCACAUUCUUCUUCUUAUGCUUUUCAGCUAGCUGAGAUAGUGAACCAAGGGAAGUUAGUUUCUGAUGAAAUUAUCUUCAACUUGUUAUCAAAAAGACUAGAAGCUGGAGAAUCAAAAGGCGAAUCAGGAUUCAUUCUUGAUGGUUUUCCUCGAACCAUAAGACAAGCUGAAAUUCUAGACGAGGUGACAGAAAUUGAUUUGGUGGUGAAUCUGAAACUGAGGGAAGAUGUGUUGGUUGAGAAAUGUCUUGGAAGAAGGAUAUGCAGCCAAUGUGGAAAAGGUUUCAAUGUGGCUUCCAUUAAUGCAAAAGCAGAAAAUGGAAGACCUGCAAUGAGCAUGGCCCCACUUCUUCCACCUUCACACUGUUCCACCAAGCUCAUCACUCGUGCUGAUGACACUGAAGAAGUUGUCAAAGAGCGACUUCGUGUCUAUCAUGAAAAGAGUCAACCUGUUGAGGAUUUCUACAGGGAACAAGGGAAGAUAAUGGAGUUUGAUCUGCCUGGAGGGAUUCCAGAAUCAUGGCCAAAGUUGCUUGAAGCUCUUAACCUUGAAGACUAUGAGGUUAAAAGGUCGGCUGUGGCUUAAUUAGUAGGGGCUUUUUGGUCUUUUUAUAAUCGAUAUGAUUAUUUGCAUGCGUAAUUUUUGCAUGUGGAGCAAAUUUUGGAAGAAAGAAUAAAGAAAGAAAAAUACAGUUGUUGAUUAUUUUGGUUUUCUUGUUAAAUAACCAAAACAUGAGGAAGUGUUGUAAGCUGUCAAGUUAUGAUAUGAUGGCUGCUGCCUUCGAAUAUUUUUUGUAAUUUGUAACGUUAUUAUGAAGAGAGACAC